ACCAAACCUUCAACUCCAACCUGCCGGUCCAACCAACUCCCAGUCUCCCACCCCUACAGUCCCCGCCAACAUUCUAUUUUCCCCUUCCCGUCUGCAAGCACGAGGAAUCCAGGUGCCAAAAACACUGCCCGAUCAAUGAAACAAAAUACGAGGUCGACAAAUCGAACAAACUUCUCGUACUUCAGAUUCGCCGUCCGCCGCCGGUGAUACCGCUUUCUCCGGAGCCUGCUUACAGAGGGAGUCAACGCAUCGCAAAUUCAGACUCCACAAGUCGAAAUUAACUGUGGGGGAGCAAAAAUAUGGGGUCUCAAGGGCAACGUGGAAGUGGGAGCAAGCCGCGAAUCGGGAGGUACGAGCUCGGAAAGCUGCUUGGGCUGGGAACUUUAGCAAAGGUCAGGUUUGCCAGGAAUACCGAGACCGGGGAGAAUGUUGCCAUCAAGAUUAUUGACAAGGAAAAGGUCCUCAAACGUCAGAUGAUCACUCAGAUUAAGCGAGAAAUAGUGACCAUGAAGCAUCUGCGACACCCAAAUGUCAUCCGUACGCACGAGGCAGAAGGGAAGCUGAGAGAAGUUGCAGCAAGGAAGUAUUUUCAGCAGCUUGUAACUGCAGUUGAUUUUUGCCACAGUAGAGGUGUAUAUCAUCGGGACCUAAAGCCUGAGAAUCUACUUCUAGAUGCUUCUCAAGUACUUAAAGUUUCCGGAUUUGGAUGGAGUGCAUUGCCUCAGCAAGUCAGUGGAGACGGGUUACUUCACACAACAUGUGGCAGCCCAAAUUAUAUUGCUCCAGAGGUACUCCACAACAAAGGUUAUGACGGAGCCAAGGCUGAUGUAUGGUCCUGUGGUGUAAUUCUUUUUGUCUUGUUGGCUGGCUACCUGCCUUUUGAUAGUAAUAACAUAGCGGUACUGUACAAAAAGUUUGUUACAGCUGAUUAUUUAAGUCCCCAUUGGUUCUCCAAUAGUGUAGCGGAACUAAUUAGAAGGAUAUUGGAUCCCAAUGCAUCUACGCGAAUCAGUACUGCUGAGAUUAUUGAAAAUGAGUGGUUUCAGAAAGAGUAUGAGCCACCUGUUUUUGAACAAGCUGAUUUUGGUCUAGAUGAUGUGGACUCCUUCUUCAAUGAUUCAUCAGACACUCGGAAUUUUGUUGUGGCUCCUAUGAAUCCUUCAGAACUGAUGUCUACAUCUCAGAGUCUUGACCUCAGUAGUCCAUUCGAGAAGCAGAUGGAACUUGGUAAACGUGAAACUGGAUUUGCAUCGAAAAGAUCCGCUAAUGACAUAAUGACACAAAUUGAAGCAGCAGCAACAUCUUUGCAUUUUGACGUGAAGAAGAAUAACUUGAAGAUGACUCUUCAAGGAGAGAAGACAGGACCUAAAUGCCACCUUUCAAUUGCAGCUGAAAUCUUUGAGGUGGCUCCUUCUCAAUACACGGUCGAGCUUCGCAAGUCUGGUGGUGACGCCCUGAAAUUCCACAAGUUUUACAGGAGCAUCUCGACUGGACUGAAGGAUGUUGUUUGGAAAACAGUGGAUGAAGAGAAGGAACAAGGGAACGUAAAGGUUGAAAGCACAAGUUGA
Molecule: messenger RNA, 1568 nt
Organism: Linum tenue
Lineage: Eukaryota; Viridiplantae; Streptophyta; Magnoliopsida; Malpighiales; Linaceae
Source: the annotation of a GenBank genome assembly